AUUUAACGAGUCAGUUGUUUGACAAGCGUGAGAGGAAAUCAGGCAGUCCACGUGGGUAUUAAUUUAUUAUAGGAAAAUGAGCUGCCAUUUUAAGACAAGGCAGUGUUUGCGCAUGUCAAGCAAAAGCAAACACCCGGCUUUGGCUUCCUAAAAAGCUCACUCAGUUUUCCCUCCUCUUUCCCUUUUCGACCUAAAGCCGUCUUGAAUCUACCACGUCCAGUAAAUAAUUGUUUAGUUCCUUCGCGUUUAUUGCUCGCUCACAUCUGCUCUUCACUGUCUUCUAGUCCCUUAUUGUUCCUUGGCUUGAUCAACAAGUCUUUUUAUUCGUUGGUUUCAUGCAAAAGCGCUCUAGAAUGGACAUGGCAGGCAACCCAGCUGAUCCUCAACACUCUCAUCCUGGUCACCCUGGCGUUACUGACGACGCGUUUAUCAAUGACCGGGACGCCGUAGACAGCGGCGGCGACGACGACGACGAUGAUGACAAGCCAAAGAGCGACAAGAAAGCUGGGAGACGAAAGAUUAAGAUCGAGUUUAUCCAGGACAAGUCCAGGCGGCAUAUAACAUUCUCCAAAAGGAAAGCUGGCAUUAUGAAAAAGGCUUAUGAACUUUCUACCCUCACUGGUACUCAAGUAUUGUUACUUGUUGUCUCUGAAACAGGUCUCGUUUAUACUUUCACCACCGCUAAGCUCCAGCCGCUCGUCACCCAGCCUGAGGGCAAGAAUCUCAUCCAGGCAUGUCUGAAUGCUCCUCAUGGUUCUCUACCAUCUUCCAUGCCUGUUGGCGCUCCUCUUGGUCGCUCGAGUAACAUAGGUCCGCCUGCUGCGACACCAGCGAACAACAUGCCAGGUGGGCUGUCUAUUGGCUCCACCGCCGGCGGAAACGCAAAGGAAGACGAAGAUUCCGUAGAAGAGGAUGAGUCUUCUCGAGGUGGACGAGCGCAAGUCGGAGAUAAGCGACGUCGACGUGCUUCUUCAAAUGCUGGCCCGCCACCACCAUCGUCGUCCAGCAAUCGUGGUGGUCCCACUGGUUCACCUCAUUCCGUUAAUAGCACUAUCCCUCCCCAUCUUUCAAUAUCGUCUGGCACUAAUGCCUCCCAAUCCCAACCAUCAUCCGCUCAUCCGGGGACUUCACCCCAGAUGUCAAUGGGCGCAUCACCUACGUCUCCACAGCAGGGACAUGCUGUCCCUCCAACAAACAGCAAUCCGCAGUACGCUUCUUCCUACGGUCAUCAUACACAUCAUCCCUCACAACAUCCUUCGCAUCAACAACAAAGUCCGGAUGGCGGAAUGUAUGGUGGUACACCCGCGCACAUGAUGCCUGCGGGAAACUAUUCGUAUCCUGGUAAUCAGUCAAACACAACUGGUGGCCAACAACAGCUUGGCGGCUUGGCUGCUGCUGCUGCACAGCAUGGACAUUGGGGUACUGCCCAACAACAACAGCAGCAGCAACCGCAGCAAGUGGCAGGACAGAAUACGCAUUACACACGGCGAUAGUCCCUCCUGACAGAUAAUACCUUUUUUAAUGAGUACAGUCCCGAUGUGACCGUUAGUCGCUUUGUUCCUUGCUGUUCAUGAUCAUGCUUCUUUCAAGUCUACUCACCGGUUUUCGGUUAACGAGUCUUGUAUCACCUU
Lentinula edodes (shiitake mushroom) is the source of this 1631-nucleotide messenger RNA. RefSeq names its product SRF-type transcription factor (DNA-binding and dimerization domain)-domain-containing protein. Gene Ontology annotation, molecular function: DNA-binding transcription factor activity, RNA polymerase II-specific; protein dimerization activity; RNA polymerase II cis-regulatory region sequence-specific DNA binding. The record is from RefSeq and is a predicted model, not a curated record. Gene Ontology annotation, biological process: positive regulation of transcription by RNA polymerase II. NCBI's taxonomy places the organism in Eukaryota, Fungi, Basidiomycota, Agaricomycetes, Agaricales, Omphalotaceae. The coding region runs from base 336 to 1493 and encodes 385 amino acids. The transcript has 3 exons.